UGCAUUCCACAUACGGUAUGCGUUCAUGCAGUGCAGAGGUAAAUGUCAGACGAGUGGAGGGACUCAUCUACAUCGGUCUACGAAACCCUAUCGUAUUUCUGAUAUUGUCUCUAUUCUGUUGGACCAUUCAGUCACUUGCAGGGAAGACAAGAUAAAGAGGAGGACAAAAUGGGUACGUUUAUUGGACAUGCAUUACCGGGAGCAUUUUUCAUCAUCGUUUCCAUCUGGUGGAUAAUCCAGUUCGUGUACACGAAGAUUGUCCUAGACAACGGCCGUCAGCGCCCGCGGUCUCGGCUGAUGUACUGCCUACACCGAGUUCCCAUUGAAGGGUCUUUAAUCGUGUUUGGAGGCGUUGUUGGCUUCAUUGGUGAGAUGAUGUAUCCGGCUCCAAAAUGGACGCUCAUCGACAGUGAGGGUCAUUGGAAGCACCAAGUAGAAUGGCAACACGUAACCAUGUACACAUACUUCGCACUUUAUGGUGGGAUUAUGGUGAUGGGGAGAAGCUGUGUGCCGUCCGUAGCUGGGAAAUACGAGAAAGCAUUUGGUGCUCUUGCGUUUGCAGUCGAGGGUUUCCUCUUUCAUUUCCAUACCCAUGGCAGGAGCGAUCUUGAUGUUCAGCUACAUACGAUGCUGGUGGUGGCCAUCUUUAUUUGCUUUUUGUCAACGUCAGCAGAGGUGUGGCGGCCGAAGGACACGUUGGUGGAGCUUAUCCGGAUCCUAUUCACGCUGGUGCAAGGCACUUGGUUCUGGCAUGUCGGCAUCGUCCUCUAUAUACCACCCGGUGGUGAGCCUUGGGAUCCAGAAGAUCACCUCAACGUCAUGUUUACCACCGUCAUGUUCACGUGGCACAUUCUUGUCGACAUGCUUGUACUCUUCUUUUUCUACGGCAUCACAAAGCUGGCAUUGAAAAUGUGUGGCUUUUCGUCGGUCCGGUAUUCCCAGAUGAGCAAUGGUCCCGAGGAACAUGAAGUUAAACUCUUGGGAAACAACACAGAAGCAGGAAAUCAUCUACUUGGAGGAAGUGAAUCGGACUAAUAACACAUCUCUAGGAAGUUGGAGUUUCAAGUAGCAAUUUAUUUCUGUAUACUGUAUUUAGGUCAGAUCUCUUACAUGUAAAUUAUGUAAGUGCUCAGUACUUUCAGCUGUGUCGUGCUUAUAGAUUAAAUAAUAGCCAUCGUGAGGGCUGGAAGGACAUUGAUGUGUAUUCUUAUGCCCUUCUGGCUCAGAUGUCCAGUACUUUUGAUCUAAUUCAUGUGCAAAUGUUUAUUUCAGAAUUGUAAUGAUUAGUAAAGUACUGAGCUUCAAAGCUCUGCAAUAUUAUGAUUUUAAUGUGGAGGUAGUGAUAGAGCUAUAUGAUUUUAUUCUAAAUUCCAGAGAUGAAACUUCAAUAUGUAUAAUUUUAGUUUGCUGAAUGACAAAAAUUAAGGCUGCAUUUGACUGCAUUGGCCAAGAGGAUAAUUGGUGAGGUCAUUGUAAUUUGUAACAUGUAAAAAUAUUUCACUACAGGUAUCCAUGCAUUAUUAAAAGCUUUUUUUUUAGGCAGAUGACCACAAAUGACUUAUGGAAAUGAGGUAUUAGAAAAAGAAUCAAUAAAUUUUUGUUUCAUCACUUCUUCACGCUCAGAAUGAGCAAUUUAUCAAGUUGACAUUAUAAGUGUUCAAUGUGUGGUGUGAAGUUUUGAACAUUUACGAUAAUAUUAUUGUUUACUACAUUACAUACAUGUACAAGCCUUAUGGAAUUAACAUGACCAUAGUUGCAUAUAAAUAGCACCCC
Lytechinus variegatus (green sea urchin) is the source of this 1773-nucleotide messenger RNA. RefSeq names its product transmembrane protein 45B-like. The transcript has a single exon. Lineage: Eukaryota; Metazoa; Echinodermata; Echinoidea; Temnopleuroida; Toxopneustidae. The record is from RefSeq and is a predicted model, not a curated record. Bases 169 to 1035 code for a protein of 288 amino acids.